AUGUUCCAAAAUGACCUGAACGAGUCCAUCGAAAGGCUAAAUAAAAAAACGAGAAAAUAUGAACUGUGCAGGCAAAAUGAAAACUUGAAGAGCGGAAUGCAGAGCAACGAAAUACUGCGCAAGGUGUUAGCGGCAGGCAGAGGUAGCGGCAGAGGUAGCGGCAGAGGCAGCGGCAGAGGCAGCGGCAGCGGCAGAAGCACUGAGCGGAACGAACGGACAGAACCGAGAGGGAGUCCUCCCAAGGCAGAUGCCGUUCAGGUGAACCGCCGCGUGGGCAGAUAUGUUGACGACAUUAGCGAUGACGCAGGUGGGGGGCAAAAUAAUAAUUCGGAUGAACAGACCGAAAAGGAGAGCAACGCGGAACAGAAGGUGGAACUGUAUUCAUCACCGUAUCGAGAAGGAAGAACCCAAAAAGGGAACACACACAGAAAGGAAAAAAAGACCACUUUGGAGAAAACCAACAUGACGAAGUUGAGCCAAAGGAAGGGAAGAAAGCAUCACCAGGACGAUGACACUGAUAAGAACGGGGAGACAAACGAGAGGAACCACAGCGAUCAAGUCGAAGGAAAUAACGUAAAGCAAAUAAAAGCUGUUAUUAAAAUUGGGAAGAGUAUAGACCCCUUUAGAAGAAAAAUUCACAUCGAUUACGACAGUUGCGCUUUGAGUGAUGAGGCACGUAAGCGAUUGGCUAAGUUUAGCAGCAUCAUCGAUUUGAAUGCAAACGCAGGGGGGAAGAAGCGCGACACAAAUGGGGGCGCAACGAAGGACGCGAAGGAGGAGACGAAGGACGCGAGGGAGGAGACGAAGGACGCGAGGGAGGAGACGAAGGCCACGAACGCCACGACGGAGGAGUACCACACCUUUGCAGACCUAGGCAUCUGUGACCACUUCCUCAACGUCUACUUAAAAUACAACGGCAUUGAAAAACCGACGGAGUACCAGGCCAAGAGCAGCCCGCUUGGGAGGGGCCUCUCCGCAGGGAACCCCCUCAACCCAGUCAUCCCAGUCAUACCAGUCAACCCAGUCAACGCCUCCAACCCAGUCAUCCCAGUCAUACCAGUCAACCCAGUCAACGCCUCCAACCCAGUCAACGCCUCCAACCCAGUCAACGCCGCUAACCACGCCAACCAAGGCAACCAAGGCAACCGCUUCUCUCGUCCCUCGGGGAAAGCCCCCGAGAAGCGCCUACCCCCCUGUUGAAUGGUGAGAAAAAAAAAAAACCUCUCAGAUAAGCACCCCAAAAAUGACGUCCUAAUUGUUACGUACAACAAGGAGCUAGCCGUGCAGAUAUUUCACUUAUGUAAAGAUUUAAUCGAUUCAUUUUUCAAGUCCUCCAAAUCGAAGUUCUUCGAUCUUAACGACUCCCUCAUGUGGUCCCACUUGCCCAGCGUAGACCCACAGAGGAAGACCUUACUGGAGCGUUUAAAUGUGGACUUAAAAAAAAAAAAAAAUUUAAAUGUGUAUCUGCUAAUCGGGGGGAACAACAUCAAAUAUCAGUUGAAGGGGUUGAAGCGGCGUAAGGUGCACAUGGCGGAGGGACACCCAUCGGGGGAACCCCCUCCCGCAAUGCAAGAAGACCGCAUCGAAAACGUCAACAUCUACGUAGGCACACCUGGCAGGCUAGAAAGGCUAAUCAACGAAAGGAAAAUAAUUAACCUUGAUCAUAUCUCAACCAUGGUACUUGAUGAGUAUGAUUUUUUUUUUAAUUCCUAUGGGAAGAAGGGUAGUGAGGAGACAAAGACAGAGAAGAAACCCCAUGUGGAAAAUGAAUUUUUUUCCAAAAUAUUACGAAGCGUAUAUAGUACUACGAAGAAGGGUCAGUUGGGGAGGGACUCUGUCCCCUCGUGGACUUCCCUCACCAACGUCAUUUGCUGCAGCGCAACUCCCGCGGUGUAUUCGUACCUGACCUUCACACGGCAUAUCAUUACGACCAACUUUUUGCGCCACCUCCAUGGGGGGAAGGAAGCAGCUGUAGAAAAGGAAUCGGUGGAGGGGGAAUCCGCGGAAAAGGAAGCACCUGUGGAGGACACCCCCGGAGGAGGGAAUUUAAGUGGAAAAGGCUUCCUAACGGGGAACCGCCCCCCCAUCGACCGCCAACUGGAGCAAAGUAUGCUAAACGAAUUGUUCAAUCUGAAGGAGUUCGGAAAAAUACCCAACAAUUUGAUUCACCUAAAUUACACCUACGAUAGGAGGAACAGAGAAUGGAGCAACAGCGCAACGAUGAAUUUCUUAAAUGUGCUCUUUUCAAACCCCCUGAGGAAAAACGUCCUUGUGUUUUGCAAUACGAAGAAACGCGUCAUGGACCUGUGGAGUCUCUUCCGAAACCGAUUCGACGUAGACAUCCAGACCAUCUUCGCAGAGAAAAACAAAAAAAGGAAAAAGAUAUUCAAAGAUAUUAACUACGCCAACUUUUUUAAGAAUGACUUGGUGAAUUACAAAACUUUGAAGAAAUAUGUCAACUUUUUGUUCCUCUCGACCAACUUGCUCUACCGGGGGAUCAACUGCAUGGGGUUCACCACCAUCGUGAACUUUGACAUGCCUUCAGGCCCCACCGAGUACGUCCACAGGUGCGGAAGAAUAGGCAGGAUCAACAACAAGGGAAUCAUUAUUAACAUUUUCGAAAAGAGCUUCCUGCGCACAUACAGGCGGAGGAUUUUUUCCAAGCUGGGCAUCCAGCCCUACGACAUCGACUGCUACAUGAACAAUUUGUUCACGCUGGGGGGGCAGGAGGUUCAGGGCGACGUCGGCAAGGAAGUUUGCAAAGGAAUCGGCAAAGGAAUUAGCGAAAUUGGCGGAAUUGGCGAAAUUGGCGAAAUUGGCGGAAUUGGCGAAGUUGCCGAUGUUGACUCCAAAGUGGGCUCCGUGGCGCACUCCACGGCUCUCCCCAAUGCUAGCGCCCACACGGGGGAACCGCCUCCCCGCAGCGAGCACAACCCCUGA
This is a messenger RNA of Plasmodium cynomolgi strain B, 2940 nucleotides long. RefSeq lists its product as hypothetical. The record is from RefSeq and is a predicted model, not a curated record. NCBI's taxonomy places the organism in Eukaryota, Apicomplexa, Aconoidasida, Haemosporida, Plasmodiidae. The coding region runs from base 1201 to 2940 and encodes 579 amino acids. Gene Ontology annotation, cellular component: nucleolus. Gene Ontology annotation, molecular function: nucleic acid binding; ATP binding. The transcript is spliced from 5 exons.